This is a messenger RNA of Penicillium crustosum, 684 nucleotides long. RefSeq lists its product as uncharacterized. The transcript is spliced from 2 exons. The coding region runs from base 1 to 684 and encodes 227 amino acids. Lineage: Eukaryota; Fungi; Ascomycota; Eurotiomycetes; Eurotiales; Aspergillaceae. The record is from RefSeq and is a predicted model, not a curated record.
AUGAGGUGGGAUGAUUUGCUGCGCGCUGCGCUUGACAUCUUCAAGUCCACCCGCGACCCCAGCUGGCCCGAAGAUCCCAAGCUGUACUUGACGCCGCUCAAAAGUUCAAAAUUCCGCACAACAACAGCGACAGGUGGGGGGAAUAUCGGCUUUUAUGGGACAUGGAUAAAUCCCAUUACCCUCGCCUCUCUCGAGACCAGUGAUUUGUACCUUGGUGACACAAGCGAUGUUGUGGACAGCAGAUCGAUGCUCGUACUCGUGGUAUCGAACUCAAUUACUAGUACGAAGAGUGUUAAGAAGAUCGGGGAGAAAUAUCACAAAGAGCUGGUUGAGGAUAUCAUUCUCAUAUUCGUCCUCGCCCCCCUACUAAUUCCUGGCGUGGGAGAGCUAGCGAACGAGGCGGGAUUGGCCGCCAUCGCGAUCACGUCGAGGGCCAUUGGUGCCGCCGGCGAUGUAGGUUUAAGCAUUUAUGGUAUCGCGAGGGCGAAGGAUAGUGGACCUACUGGAAUUCCCCUUGCUAUUCUGGAUAGACUUGAUGUUCUCGACAUGGUGAAAGCUCCUGGGCUUUUUGCGAAGGCGGCAAAGGCGAGAAGAGCAAUGACCCCCGAGCAUAUUGCGACAUUGGGAGGCGAGGUCAAGAGCGGAAUGGCCCGAAUUGAUAAAUUAAAGCAACUCUGCCGUUAG